UUGUGUGCUUCCUUUCUGCUCCCUGCCCAUCCGCUUAUCUUUCCAUCUCAGAGACAAAAAGCCUCUCAAAUGAGCAUCCACAAAGAUCAUCGACAACAACAGCAACAGUAAAGCACUUAGCAGUGGAAGGACCCAUCUUUGUUUUCUCAAAUAUGACAAAUCCAAUGGAGCAACAUUCUUUCCUGCUGACAAAUCAAAUCAGCGGUUUGGCCCGGGUUCAUCAGGGUGAUGUUUUGCUCCGAAAGAGGUACUAAAAUCUUUGAAGAGCAUGCUCAGAGGUAGUACUCUGUUGACAUGUUCAGCAUAAUAUCUCAAGGAGCCAUCAUUAAAGAAAUGUAGCAUUCUUUUCAGCAGUCCUCGCCCCCACCACCAUUCAUGUAAAGUGCUUCACCUCAGUUGUAUCUAUUCUCAGUGAUUGAAUUACUACAGUGUAAUGGAAACCAUGUAGAGUGCUGUGGGACAUCCUUUUCCCACACAACAACCGUUUAAUCACAGACAAACAGCGGGCACAGUGCCACAUUAUCUAUCACUGUCCGAAAAUGAAUGAGAGAAGGAGACAGAGUGUUUUUUUGUUUGUGAUGUUAUCUGAAAAAAUUUAAAUGUAGGCGUGAAAGGCAUCAGCUGGAUCCUUCCUAGCAUCAUAAUGGAUCCUAAAUAAGGCAAUAAAAAUGCAAAUGAUGAUGACAUUAGCAUUUUAUUGCCUUCUUUGCUACUUAGACCACUCUAGUAUACAUGUUAAUAGGCAGGUAUUAGCUCAAACUCUUUCACCACACAGUGGACUGUUCGUGUGCAGAAUUCACACACAACCAGCCCACAGCCACAGAUGUUUCUUACCAUCAGUUCAGAGGAAACAUCUCCACCUCCCUCCCCACCUCUGACACAUUCUGGGUUUUCCCAGUCACGAUCAGCAUCUCAUUUUUCCCUCCCCAUUUUUAUCUUGAAAUAUUCUGUGUUUGUUGUUUUGAGGCCCCUUUUUGUGAAAUUUUAAUCCCUUUCUCUCAUCAUGUCAUCUCUUUUGAGGGAAGAGAUGCAGAGAGUUUUAUUUCGACCUGCAAAGCACAGACUUGUGGAGUUUAUUGAAAUUGAAGAGCCAACGCCUGGAAGGCAUUUUCUCUGCGUCUCAGUUGGACAAAAAAAAGUGGUGCAGUUAAGCGUAGUGCAUUGUCAGAUCUCUCAGUCAACCCAAAAAUCUGGAUCCAAGAAGUUACAAACCAAACGUUCCAGCAUCCAGGAAUGCUACAAGAGGACCGAGAUCUGGUCCCUGCAUGACCUGACUCUUGUUGAUGGAAGAGAUCCUGAUGUGGAUGACUCCUGCUUCCUGCUGCACUUCGAUAAGGUGCGUACAGUGACGGCUGUCACCUGCUCAGCCAAAUACACGAUGGUGCGUGCCCUGGUUGCCCUCUGUGAUCGUUACUGUCAGAGGCCGCUAAAUCUGCAGAACUUUGACUUCCCUUACAUCAAGCCCACCACCUAUUACUCCAACAGAGGGGACUGUGUCGUUCUGUCCCAGAUAUGCUUCUAUGCGUGCAAUCUGGUUUGCUUGUCUAUGUGUCCAGUGCCACUGGAUGCCUAACAACACAACUUUUGUGUGUUUCUCUAUAGUGUGUGAGCAUUGUUGUGCUGUAGCUAAUGUUCUGUGUGUAAUUCUGGUUAAUCGCAGGUAUGCUUCAGUUGGGUUUAUAUUGAUUAUUUAUUUUUGCAUUAUUGCUCUUUUAAGCGUAUGUUCAUGACAAACAAGUUUUAGACUGAUAUUUCUAGGACAUCUUUUGUACUUAGUGUUUAAUUAUGUGAUCCAUUAAAGAGCCCACUAAAAAUGACAUUCACAAUAAAACAAAAUGAACUAUAAAAGACAAAUAUAGCAAAGAGAUGAAUGACUUAUUUUAUUCAUAGUAAAUAAAGACUCCUGUGAACACAGUAUGUUUACUGUGUGUUAUUUAUUUGCCAUCUCUGUAUUUUAAAUUCCGUAUUGCUAAAGAAAGAUUCCUUUGCAGGAAAUAUCAGUGAACAGGUUUAUACCUUUCAUGUUAUUGAAAGUAAUGAGAACAUUGAAAUUAAAGUUCUGUUAUGAGAGAUUUUAUUUAUGUAGUCAUUUUAGAAGUUUCAUAAAAAAAAUGUAAAUAGAAAAAUAAAAAUGGAUAUCAUGCUGAGAUACUUUUUGCCUUUACCCAGAAUAUUUAAAUUAACUUUUAUUCAUGCAAGUGCUUUCACUUAAAAUUAGUUGUUGUAGCUGGAUGCCCCUUCACUCUUUUUUCUAUCCUUUCAUCUGCAUUUUGUUUUAGCAUAUUAUUUCUUAAUAAAUGAGUAAUUAUGAUCUA
This is a messenger RNA of Xiphophorus couchianus (Monterrey platyfish), 2315 nucleotides long. RefSeq names its product exocyst complex component 1 like (gene exoc1l). The record is from RefSeq and is a predicted model, not a curated record. The coding region runs from base 1004 to 1573 and encodes 189 amino acids. The transcript is spliced from 3 exons. NCBI's taxonomy places the organism in Eukaryota, Metazoa, Chordata, Actinopteri, Cyprinodontiformes, Poeciliidae.